Molecule: messenger RNA, 1612 nt
Organism: Anguilla rostrata (American eel)
Lineage: Eukaryota; Metazoa; Chordata; Actinopteri; Anguilliformes; Anguillidae
Gene: gpn2
Product: GPN-loop GTPase 2
Exons: 6
Coding region: 183-1133 (316 amino acids)
Cellular component (GO): cytoplasm
Molecular function (GO): GTPase activity
Source: RefSeq, a predicted model, not a curated record
AAGCGGAACGGAUGUGUUCGUCUUCGUUGCUACACGGUAUCAUAAGCUGUACGCACUGGUUUCCGCGUUAUGACCAUUUGCGCGCCGGCGAUAAGGUGAAUACAUUCGUGUGGUGUGGACUGAUUACGUUACGUUAUCAUGUGAUUAGCUCGUGACCCUGACUCCCGAUUGAAACUCCAGCAAUGUCCGCGAGGCCUGCCCCUCCUCCCGCAGCCCCCUCCCUGCGUUUCGGCCAGGUGGUCAUUGGGCCUCCGGGUUCUGGAAAGACCACGUACUGCCGGGGCAUGGCGGAGUUCCUGGGGCUCCUGGGGCGGAAGGUGGUGGUGGUGAACCUGGACCCCGCAAACGAGGGCCUACCGUACCCCUGCGCGGUGGACGUGUCCGAGCUGGUCACCCUGGACGACGUGAUGGACGGGCUGCAGCUGGGGCCUAACGGGGGCCUGCUGUACUGCAUGGAGUACCUGCAGGCCAAUCUGGACUGGCUGCAGGCCAAGCUGCAGCCGCACGCCGAUAGCUACUUUCUGUUCGACUGCCCCGGGCAGGUGGAGCUCUACACCCACCAGAACUCGGUGAAGAACAUCUUUUCCCAACUCGCCCAGUGGAACUUCAGGCUGACGGCAGUGCAUCUUGUCGACUCUCAUUACUGCACGGAUCCGGCCAAGUUCAUCUCCGUUCUGUGCACGUCCCUGUCCACUAUGCUGCAUAUAGAGCUGCCACACGUCAAUGUGCUGUCCAAGAUGGACCUCAUCGAGCAGUACGGCAAGCUGGCUUUUAACCUGGACUACUACACGGAGGUGCUGGACCUGUCCUACCUGCUGGAUCACCUGGCUGCUGACCCCUUCUUCAGGAAGUUCCUCCGUCUCAACGAGAAGCUGGCUGAGGUCAUCCAGGACUACGGCCUGGUCUCCUUCGUUCCGCUCAAUGUGCAGGACAAAGAGAGCAUGAUGCAGGUGAUGCGGGUGGUGGAUAAGGCCAAUGGCUACUGUUUCGGGGACCUGGAGGAGAGGAACAUCCAGGCCCUGAUGUCCGCUGCUGUGGGGGUGGACUUCCACUUCGACGCCACUCUGGGGGUACAGGAGAGGUACGUGGGUGCGAGCGACCAGACCGUGGAGGACGAAGUGAGAGACCUGUAGCUCCACACGGAAGAGCGGGCGGGUGGACGGAUGGACGGGCGGGCGGACGGGCGGCCGGGCUGGCGGAUGGUCCUGGUUGCCUGGAUACUGGUGCUGCCCCUCAGUACUUCGGCGAUAACGCCACGGCCAGUGGGCCUAUUAAUGACAGGAGUGCUCUCUGCCUCCCCCUAGAGGGCCCUUUGGACAGUGCACCAGCUGGAGACCUGGCUGAGCUGUGUGUUGAGGUUUUCGCUGCCCUGUGAUGCGGCUGCAGGUAUAAUUGGGGCUAAACGUGUCGAAGCACGGCGCAGGAAUGUUCCUGAAGCUCCGACGCUGCACUCUGGGUGAGAGUUUUCGCUGCGGAGAGGAUGUUUGUUUCUUAGGGGUGAGAGGAUGUUAGUUAACCCACAGGGGGUUAACUAGAGUCCUGGCUCUUCUAAUAAUAAUAAUUAAUAAUGACUGUAAUAAUAAUAAUCAUUAAAAUAAUCAUAAUAAUAAUA